Cucurbita maxima (winter squash) is the source of this 1623-nucleotide messenger RNA. RefSeq names its product transcription factor MYB118-like. Lineage: Eukaryota; Viridiplantae; Streptophyta; Magnoliopsida; Cucurbitales; Cucurbitaceae. The record is from RefSeq and is a predicted model, not a curated record. Gene Ontology annotation, biological process: regulation of DNA-templated transcription. The transcript has 3 exons. Gene Ontology annotation, cellular component: nucleus. Gene Ontology annotation, molecular function: RNA polymerase II cis-regulatory region sequence-specific DNA binding; DNA-binding transcription factor activity, RNA polymerase II-specific. Bases 77 to 1381 code for a protein of 434 amino acids.
AUGAAAAAAGAGAGAAAAACCAACCAUUGAAGCUUUCAACUUUUCUCUCCUCUGCUUCUACCUUCGCUUCUGCUGCAUGGAGUUCGAUUCCAACUUCAAAGAUGAUCUCCCGCUCCUCUCGAGCUUCUUCUCCGAUAAGCCAAAGUCGAAGCGGCAGCUCAACGACGACGACAAUGACGAUGACACCGGCGAAUUUUCCGCCAUGGAAUUAGCCACCUCUCCAUCAUCAUCCAAGGGUUUGUUCCACAAUUUGCAGCUCCACAGCUUCGAUCAUGAUCAUCAUCAUGAUCAUAAUCAUAAUCGACAUCAUCAAUAUCUUCAUCACUUCCCCAUCAACGGAUCUGAUUCAAUCAACAAUAACUCGAGCCAGCACGAGCUCGAUCGUCAUCAGUUCUCAAUCAACGGGUCCUUACAAACCCUUCUUUCAGGCAUGCCAACCCAAAGCUUUGAUCCAAAUUUUCAACCUUUUGGCAAUGAAUUCUCUAAAGAUCACACCUUUGAAAAUGGGGCCAAGUUCAUGCAUGGCCUUCUAGGCUCAAGAGCCGUUUGGACAAAUUUUCCCGGAAACUUUCUGCCUCAAUUUUCUCAGCCGCCAAACAGUAGUAGUAGUAGUACUCAUUUAGGGCUGGGACCAGCAACUGCAGGGCGGUGGUUUCUUGAUGAGAUCUCUUAUAAUACCGACAAUGGAUACGAUCAGAACAAGAAGAAAAAAAGAAUUCAGUCGAGAAAGGAGAACCGCCCUCCUCCAACCAAGCUGCCGAACAUCGUAAAAGGACAGUGGACUCCUCAAGAAGACAGAUUGUUGGUGCAGCUGGUUGAUGAAUAUGGAGUCAAAAAAUGGUCACAAAUUGCAAAAAUGCUGGAAGGGAGAGUUGGAAAGCAGUGCAGAGAGAGAUGGCAUAACCACCUCAGACCAGACAUCAGGAAAGACACAUGGAGUGAAGAUGAAGACAGAAUAUUAAUAGAAGCUCACAAAGACAUCGGAAACAGAUGGGCGGAGAUUGCCCGGCGGCUGCCUGGAAGGACUGAAAACACCAUAAAAAACCACUGGAACGCCACAAAACGCCGCCAAAAUUCCAAGAAGCUGAAAGGAAAAUACCGUGAUUCCAAUUCCAACGGCUCCAUCCUUCAAAAUUACAUCAAUUCCGUCACCGCCGGAGAGACCAAAAUCUCCGAUUCGAUGCCGCAGCUUGUGGACAGCCUCAGCCCUGCGGCGGUGAACGGCGGAGGGUUCUACUUCGAGUUCGGGUCGGGAUCGGGAUCGGGUUCCGGAUCCGGAUCCGGAUCCGGGACGGAGAUGGAGUGUUUGAAUCUGAUGCAGAAUGAUGAGAUGAAAUCGGAGAUGGAUCUGCUGGAGCUGAUUUGCCAGGGAAAUCUUUGAUCCAUAUAACUAUCUAUAUGUAUCAUCUAAAUACAAUACAUGUUAUAAUAUCAUAAUAAUUAGGGUUUAAAACUGCAAAAACAAACUCGAAACUCGUCACACAUGGAAGCGAAACUCUUUUUUUAGGGUUUCAUUUCGGAGUUCAACUUUGAAUGAUCUUGUUUAUGUUUGCUUGUAUUUGAUCUCGUGUGGAUUUUUGUUUUCAUCUUAAAUGUUGAAUGAAAUUAAAAAUGUGAAGGUCA